UAUCCACGAAAUCUCCUCAAGUUAAAGCCCCAGAGAAAGAAAACACAACUUAUCGCAGAACCCAGAAGCAAGAAAAGGAAAAAGCUCUUCUUCUGAGAGAUGUUACAAACCCCAAAAUUCUUGCAAUCUCCAACAAAGCUACUUCAUCCUCCACCACCACCACCACAAAAUAUUCCUCAAUUUCAACAAGUACCCACUUCUCAAUCUUUUCCCACACUAAAACAAUGCUGCAAAUUCUCACGCCGAGAGCUCGCAAUCCGAAGCAAUUCUCUGUUGCUUUUCCUCUUGGGAUUUCAGGGUCCGGAGCCAUUCAAACUGUCAGAAGCAAGAGCAGAAGAAGAAAACUUGGAGGACACCAAUACAAAAGAGGAUGUAAACAAAGUAAAUCAGGAGGAUACCAAUGCUAGGAAGGAGAUAAACAAAGUAAACCAGGAGGUUACCAAUGUAAAAGAGGAGAUAAACAAUGAUUCAAACUCUACUACUACUUGUAGUGAUAAGAGCUUGACAAAGAAAGCAUUUCUUGAUAUAUCCAUUGAUGGGAAACCUGUUGGCCGGAUUGUGAUGGGGCUAUAUGGAAACGAUGCCCCAAUUGGAGCUGCUAGAUUUGCUAGUCUUGUGAGUGGUAGAGCUGGAAUCAGCUACAGAAGAAAAGAGUUUGUAAAAAUCCUGCCAAAUUAUGUUCAACAUGGCGGGGUUAGAUCCUAUGGCGUGGAUGCAGAGCUUGCAAAAAGGACAGGCAGCAAUUUGGAGGCCGAUAAUCUAGUAGAUGAGUGGGAGAGAGUGAAUGAGAAGUGCCCGGGAACGAAGAACUUGGCUGGGACAGUGAGCAUUGUUGUGAGAGAUCCUUCAAGACCACCUCCAAAACUCAAGUUGGUUGCGAGACGAGGGAAUCUGGAGAUCGAUGAAGAGGAGGUCAGGAAUGCUCCGAACGGGACAGAGUUCAUCGUUUCUUUGAAGGAUUCGCCGGAGGUGGAUGCUUCUGCUUUGGUGGUGGGAAGGGUCUUGGAAGGGAUGGAGGUUGUAGAGAAGAUUGGCCAGGUGAAGACUGUGCAAGAGAAUACCAGUUCUCCUUAUUUUAGGGUGGCCAAGCUAAUCGGUGACAAGAGAGCUGUUGUAGCAGAAAGAGGCUUCAACCGCCCUUAUUCGAAGGUGCUGGUCACAAAUUGCGGCUUGAUGGAGUAACAUACCCUUUUUAUUUUUGUUCAGUUUUUGUUCGAAGAGCAAUACUUUCAUGUAGUACAAUAACCCACCUGUGUUCUCUGGACGAACGUCAAUGUCAUGUUCUUGAAAUUGGAAGUUUUAGAAGGUAAUCUCAAGCUGGAGUUUUGCAGCAAA
Messenger RNA from Morus notabilis, 1335 nucleotides. Its product is annotated as peptidyl-prolyl cis-trans isomerase CYP26-2, chloroplastic. The record is from RefSeq and is a predicted model, not a curated record. The transcript has 2 exons. Bases 100 to 1182 code for a protein of 360 amino acids. Gene Ontology annotation, molecular function: peptidyl-prolyl cis-trans isomerase activity. NCBI's taxonomy places the organism in Eukaryota, Viridiplantae, Streptophyta, Magnoliopsida, Rosales, Moraceae. Gene Ontology annotation, cellular component: chloroplast. Gene Ontology annotation, biological process: protein peptidyl-prolyl isomerization.